Messenger RNA from Sclerotinia sclerotiorum 1980 UF-70, 918 nucleotides. RefSeq names its product polyubiquitin. The record is from RefSeq and is a predicted model, not a curated record. Gene Ontology annotation, molecular function: protein tag activity; ubiquitin protein ligase binding. Gene Ontology annotation, biological process: modification-dependent protein catabolic process; protein ubiquitination. Bases 1 to 918 code for a protein of 305 amino acids. NCBI's taxonomy places the organism in Eukaryota, Fungi, Ascomycota, Leotiomycetes, Helotiales, Sclerotiniaceae. Gene Ontology annotation, cellular component: nucleus; cytoplasm. The transcript is spliced from 3 exons.
AUGCAGAUCUUCGUAAAGACCCUUACCGGAAAGACCAUCACCCUUGAGGUCGAGUCCAGCGACACUAUUGACAAUGUCAAAGCCAAGAUCCAAGACAAGGAGGGAAUUCCUCCCGAUCAACAGCGUUUGAUUUUCGCAGGCAAACAACUUGAAGAUGGUCGCACCUUGAGCGAUUACAACAUUCAGAAGGAGUCCACUCUUCAUCUCGUCCUCCGCCUUCGUGGUGGUAUGCAAAUCUUCGUUAAGACCCUCACCGGAAAGACUAUCACCCUCGAGGUUGAAUCUUCCGAUACCAUCGACAACGUUAAGGCAAAGAUUCAAGACAAGGAGGGCAUUCCUCCCGACCAGCAACGUUUGAUUUUCGCCGGAAAGCAACUCGAGGAUGGUCGUACCCUCUCAGAUUACAACAUUCAGAAGGAGUCUACUCUACACUUAGUUCUUAGACUUCGUGGUGGUAUGCAAAUCUUUGUCAAGACUCUCACCGGAAAGACUAUCACUUUAGAGGUUGAGUCGUCGGAUACUAUCGACAACGUUAAGGCUAAGAUUCAAGACAAAGAGGGAAUCCCCCCUGAUCAACAACGUCUCAUCUUUGCUGGUAAGCAACUUGAGGAUGGCCGAACUCUUUCCGACUACAACAUCCAAAAAGAAUCUACUUUGCAUUUGGUCCUUCGUCUUCGUGGUGGUAUGCAAAUCUUUGUCAAGACCUUGACUGGAAAGACCAUUACCUUAGAGGUAGAAUCAUCAGACACUAUUGAUAAUGUUAAGGCCAAGAUUCAAGAUAAGGAGGGUAUUCCACCUGAUCAACAACGAUUGAUCUUCGCUGGAAAGCAGUUGGAGGACGGCAGAACUCUUUUGGAUUACAACAUUCAAAAGGAAAGCACCUUGCACUUGGUGCUCCGUCUUCGUGGUGGUCAAUAA